This is a messenger RNA of Anopheles darlingi, 903 nucleotides long. RefSeq names its product trypsin-1-like. The transcript has a single exon. Gene Ontology annotation, biological process: proteolysis. Lineage: Eukaryota; Metazoa; Arthropoda; Insecta; Diptera; Culicidae. Gene Ontology annotation, molecular function: serine-type endopeptidase activity. Bases 36 to 890 code for a protein of 284 amino acids. The record is from RefSeq and is a predicted model, not a curated record.
CGGGGUUCUGCAAAAGCAUACGAGUAUCGGUCAAGAUGUCGUUCAAGAUUGCAACGGUUCUAGCGCUAGCAGCUUUCGUCUGCGUGGAAGCACGCACCGUCCAAGAUCACGAGGAUUCGUGGGACCGCAGGGCACAGGCGUUGCCCCGGCUACCCCGUCUGCCACAACUACCCCAGGGAUCACGAUAUGUUUCGAAAGGAAACCGUAUCGUAGGCGGAUUCGCGAUCGACAUCUCCGAUGCUCCGUAUCAGGUAUCCCUCCAGCAUCGCGGUUCCCACAACUGCGGUGGCUCGAUCAUCUCCAACGGAUGGGUUUUGACCGCUGCCCAUUGCACCGCCGGUGCCUCUGCGUCGAAUUUGGCUGUCCGUUACGGUUCAUCGGAGCACGCGGCCGGUGGUAAGCUGGUACCGGUGGCUCGCAUCAUCAACCACCCGAAGUACAACGCCAACACCAUCACCUACGACUUUGCGCUGCUGCAGCUGGAGCAGGAGGUAGUGUUCGGCGACAACGCACAGCCCGUCGAUUUGCCCGAGCAGGAUGAUCCGGUUGAGGAUACGACGCUGUGCAAGGUGUCCGGCUGGGGCAAUACGCAGAACGUGAACGAAUCGUCCAGGAAGCUGCGCGCUGCCUACGUACCCUCGGUCAACCAGGAAGAGUGCCAUAAGGCUUACGCCAGCUUCGGCGGCAUCUAUCCGGAUCAAAUUUGCGCUGGAUUCCGAAACGGGGGUAAGGACGCCUGUCAGGGCGAUUCGGGUGGGCCGCUCGUGGCCAACGAUCAGCUGAUCGGUGUCGUUUCCUGGGGAUACGGUUGCGCCGUACCCGGAUACCCGGGUGUGUACGCCCGUGUUGCCUCGGCCCGCGACUGGAUCCGUGAGAACUCGGGAGUAUAACGAACCAACGACG